UAGAGUGUAAAAUUCCGUCUGAAGCUGGAUCUGAAAUGGGUCUUCUCAGCAUCAUUCGAAAAAUCAAAAGGAAGGAGAAAGAAAUACGUAUACUCAUGGUCGGGCUUGACAAUUCUGGAAAAACUACGAUUGUGCUGAGGAUUAAUGGGGAGGACACCAGCGUCGUCAGUCCCACUCUCGGCUUCAACAUCAAGACCCUCACUUACCAAAAAUAUACACUUAACAUAUGGGAUGUUGGGGGUCAGAAAACCAUACGAUCUUAUUGGAGGAACUAUUUUGAACAAACUGAUGGUCUUGUUUGGGUGGUUGACAGUUCUGAUCUUAGAAGAUUAGAUGACUGCAAAAUGGAGCUUGAUAAUCUCUUGAAGGAAGAGAGGCUAUCAGGAUCGUCCUUAUUGAUACUAGCAAAUAAGCAGGACAUAAAAGGUGCCCUUACUCCAGAAGAAAUUGCCAAGGUUUUGAACUUGCAGGCUAUGGAUAAAACUCGACACUGGAAUAUUGUUGGCUGCAGUGCAUACACGGGUGAGGGACUGCUUGAGGGAUUUGAUUGGUUGGUUCAAGACAUUGCCUCUAGGAUCUAUGUGCUUGACUAAUGUGUAUGUUCUGUACUUCUACAUUUGUUAGUGUAUUAUGUGAUUUUGAGUCAUGUUUCAGUGAACACUAGACAAUCAUCCAAGUAUAUAGAUGCAGUUGACUGCAGUUUCCAGUUUGUGUUGAA
Molecule: messenger RNA, 718 nt
Organism: Fragaria vesca subsp. vesca
Lineage: Eukaryota; Viridiplantae; Streptophyta; Magnoliopsida; Rosales; Rosaceae
Product: probable ADP-ribosylation factor At2g18390-like
Exons: 5
Coding region: 36-593 (185 amino acids)
Biological process (GO): protein folding
Cellular component (GO): cytoplasm; microtubule cytoskeleton
Molecular function (GO): GTP binding; GTPase activity
Source: RefSeq, a predicted model, not a curated record